AUGGAAACCAACAUCGCUACACCGCCCGACAGUAUUGCCCCUAGAGUCGUCACUAUCGCCGAGGGUCUUGACUUGACUCUUCGUGUCACUGAAUACAACAAACCUCUGCAGGCUGGUGAAGAUGGCCAUGACAAGAUCAAAGCUAUCGUUGACUUCAACGUCACCCGCCAGUAUUUGGUUGACAACUCUGAGUCCGAAGUCAUCAAGAAACUCUUGACGACGCGCGAGUUCGCCGAGGCUGGCCAGAGCAUCAUCAACCUGGACGAACACAACCCCCUUGCAGUCGAGGCCAUUCUCUGCGCCAUCUACCGCAAGAACGAAAGCUGGAGACUGUCUACUCUGGGCGAGGAAGUCACUGCACGCACUUUGAACCUUGGAUUGGACCAUCGUAUCCUCCAACCGUUUCCUUAUGAUCGAUUCAACCACAUCGAAGGCUUCCUGUUCAUCACCGAAUACCUGGUUUACAAUUCUGCUCAUGUCAAAGAGUACAAGAAUACGAAGCAUCCAGAUCUGCAUGUUCCGCCUCGUGUCAUCAGCGCACUCAACUCUGCUCGCGGCCAUCUAAGAGUUCUUCUAGCUAGAUGGCUCUGGAAUCCGAUGGAUGAUGUGUUGAAAGCCAAAUGUCGUUGCAAGGAGAAGACCGUCUUCCAGUACCUCAAGGCACUUACAGAUACUGAUGGAUGGCCCGUCGACCAACAGAGCCGCAAAUCUGUCAACGAAGUCUGUGAGGACCUUAAGACCUUCAAAGAACACUUCAGUCUGCCUGCAUCUCACAACAUCUGCAUAAACUGUGGAAGAGACUGGCACUUUGUGGUCGCAAAUGCGAUCGCCGAGAUCCAGGGAUACUUUGACGGCAUGUGCCUUGAUUGUAUGGAUCACACACAGCCUAAGUUCUUGGACGAGCACACAGAUUACUGGAAUCAUCUCGAUCCAGAGGAGUGGGACGCAGAAUGCCGUGUCCAUCAUGGACAGGCUACCUGGUAUUCGUCUUUCAUGGGACGUGCAGACACCAGAAACGAGCUGCUGUCGCGUGUGAGAUCUCAAAAGCGUCGCAACUACUAG
Aureobasidium namibiae CBS 147.97 is the source of this 1062-nucleotide messenger RNA. RefSeq lists its product as uncharacterized. The record is from RefSeq and is a predicted model, not a curated record. Bases 1 to 1062 code for a protein of 353 amino acids. Lineage: Eukaryota; Fungi; Ascomycota; Dothideomycetes; Dothideales; Saccotheciaceae. The transcript has 4 exons.